Molecule: messenger RNA, 1950 nt
Organism: Pleurotus ostreatus (oyster mushroom)
Lineage: Eukaryota; Fungi; Basidiomycota; Agaricomycetes; Agaricales; Pleurotaceae
Exons: 6
Coding region: 1-1950 (649 amino acids)
Molecular function (GO): GTPase activity; GTP binding
Source: RefSeq, a predicted model, not a curated record
AUGCCUCGUAAGAAGAUCACGAACAUAAAUCAAAAGAAAACCGAGCAGAAGCUCAAGCGCGCUGCAAAGCGCGGUGACAUUCCCCCACUCGAGCCCAAGCCUCCAAAGCUUCGCCACCCCGAAUUUCGUAGAAUUCCUACGGAAGCACGACCCGACGUUGAUGCUGCCCGAAAGCUGCAAUCUGCUUUCGUGAAACUGCCACGAGAAUACCUAGACAAGACCAAGCUGAUCGCGUCGCAAUUAAUAUUGCCGAGGCCCAUCCCUGGAGAAGCUGCAGUCUUUCCGUCCAUUCCUCCUAAAGAUGACGGUGGAUCGGAAUCGUCGACUGCUUUCACUUGUCCCAAGCGACCCAAGUGGCGAUUUGAUAUGUCGAAGGCGGAGGUCGAAGCAAACGAAGAUGGCGUCUUCAGGAAGUGGCUGGCCGAGACGGAUCACCUCAUAGAAGAGUGGCGAGAUGAGAAACCACCGACUACCGAGUCGGAGCAACCAGAAGGGGAUCCGGAAAUCGACACGCCAGAACAGCUCCCUGCUGAGAUGCCUCGGUCGUGGUGCUACUUCGAGCGAAAUCCAGAAGUCUGGCGACAAUUAUGGCGAGUAACAGAAAUUUCACAAAUCAUACUUGUACUUUUGGACUCCCGUUGUCCAUUACUCCAUUAUCCACCAAGUCUCCGAGCAUAUCUCGCCACUCACAAGGUCAUUCUCGUGUUGACGAAAGUCGACCUCUCUGGUCCGGAAAGAACUCAAGCGUGGACGACCUACCUCCAAUCAACAUUCCCCGGCGUUCGAGUCACGCAUGUUGAAUCGUGCAUUGAAAAGAAGGUCCAACACGCAGAGCAAGGACGGAAACACUACGAACCUCAUAUUCCAACGGAGUUCCGUAGAAAGCUUGUUGAAGCCAUUCGAGACAUACACGCCGAGAUGCUCAAACCACCCGCAGAAGUCAAGAAGAACGAAGCGUGGGCCAAGAGGUGGACACCUCCUGUCAAACAAAACAUCGACUGGGACGCAGUACUCAGCGCCCAAGGCGGGAAGGUUGGGAGUGAAGUUGGUGGUGCGGUCGUCCCUUUACCUGCGCAACAAGAGGGAGGUGAUCGCGGAGAAGGAGAGGCUAGCGGGGAUCGUAAACAUGUCGAGCCAGAAUUUUUGACCGUUGGUGUGAUCGGCCAGCCAAACGUUGGGAAGUCAUCAUUAUUGAACGCAUUGUUCGGUGUGACCCGAGUCAGGACUUCCAAGCAGCCUGGCAAGACCAAGCACUACCAGACUUUGUUCUGGACGAACGAACUUCGCUUAGUCGAUUGCCCCGGACUCGUUAUGCCAAACAAUAUUCCUAUGGAAAUGCAGGUACUCUCAGGGGUGCUCCCCAUCUCACGCGUUUCCGCUAUCCCUGCCUGCAUCUACUUUUCUUCUCAGCGUAUCCCCCUCGAAAAGAUAUUCAAUUUAUCCCAUCCGACGCCCCCGCCACCCCCUGGUGAAGACAAGCGGACGUGGAGAGAAGGCUCCGGCCCCCAUCCGACUAGGGAAAAGCCUGUCGAAUGGACUGCGUUAGAUAUCCUAAUAGCUUACGCCGGAUCUAAAGGUUGGGUGACCGCUAAAGCAGGGAGACCGGACAUGAAUCGUGCAGGAAAUGACAUUCUGCGAGCACUUGUCGAGGGCCGAAUUGCAUGGGCGUUCUGGCCUCCUGGGACGGAUAUAACCGUAGUUGGCGAUAAUAAUGGCAACGGCAUAUGGUUGCACGAGUUCGACCGACUCGACGCCGAAUUCGACGACCACGAAGAAGAUUCUGCCGAGCAAGAAGACGCAGACGAGGGCGUAAGUAGUGACAUAAAUAGUGAGUGCGAUGGAGUUUCCGAAGAUGAAGCAGUUGGUGGAAGGUUCGAUGCUCUCUCGCUCGAGGAGGAGAGCGAGGAGGAAGAGGUGGAGGAAGAAGAGAAGGAAGAAGACAGGCCUUGA